AUGGAUGCGAAUAAUAUACCACCAUACUCCCUCGGAAAGCAGACAACCCCCCAUUUCCCACCGAUGCUCAAUACGCGGUCUGGCAACGAGCCCUAUGAGCGGCCGUUGACCCCCCCUCAGACUCAGGCUGGCUUUAUCAGUCCCAUCAACACCCCGCAAGGCAGCCCGAGCAAAAACAAAGUACCGCCUGGUGCCACAGGGCUAGUCAAUGUGUUCGACAAUGCCAUGAGGCUCACCCCGUCUUCGCCGUCCAAGUCAGGUUUCGGUAAAUCGCCACUGUCACCAGGACGAGGCCAGGUUGAUGAUUUGACUGCGUACAAUGAAGGAAGGGAAGAGUCUGUGAGGCCGGGGAGCCCUACUCGGUUGUCAAACAAGGAGAAUGCCCCAAUACCUGGGCUGCGGCCAGGAAAGGAAGCGAAUACUUUAAGCCAUGCUGCUAUGUCGCGUCGAGAGCAGUAUCAGACAGGCGAUCGGAUGGAGGCUGGCCUUCGAAAACCACAAGCUCAAAUCAGGGGCUUGACCGCGGAGGAACUGGAGAAGUUACAGCAGCCGAAAGUUAAGCGCCUUGCCAAUGUCACGCAGCUCUAUUUCCUUGACCACUACUUCAACCUUCUCAGCUAUGUUCAGAACCGACAGAUACGCAGCGCCCAAUUUGCUGCUGCCUAUCCCCCUCCACCUGAGACAGAUGAAGCAGAGUACGAAGUCGCACGCCAUAAAUAUUUAGGCCGAGAACGUGCCAACCUUCGGAAACGGAGAACCCGUCUGCGACAUGGCGACUUCCAGAUUCUUACCCAGGUUGGUCAGGGAGGCUAUGGGCAAGUCUAUCUCGCACAAAAGAAGGACACUCGUGAAGUGUGCGCGUUAAAGGUCAUGAGCAAGAAGCUGCUCUUCAAGAUGGACGAGAUCAGGCACAUCUUGACGGAACGUGACAUCCUAACAACUGCAAAGAGCGAAUGGUUGGUGAAGCUACUUUAUGCUUUUCAGGACGAUACUCAAAUAUACCUUGCCAUGGAAUACGUCCCUGGAGGUGAUUUCCGUACUCUACUCAACAACACAGGGGUCCUCCAUAACCGACACGCUCGAUUCUAUAUCGCUGAGAUGGUAGCCUGCGUGGAUGCUCUCCAUGUUCUUGGAUACAUUCAUCGAGACUUGAAACCAGAGAACUUCCUGAUUGACUCUACCGGGCACGUCAAGUUAACUGACUUUGGAUUGGCAGCGGGCAUGCUUAAUCCUACCAAAAUUGAGUCUAUGCGUUUGAAACUGGAGGAGGUCGGAAAGACGGCCGUGCCAUUUGGUCGGCCGAUGGAGCAACGUUCAGCUGCUGAAAGACGCGAGGGUUACCGAUCACUUCGAAAGCUAGAUGUCAACUACGCCAAAUCAAUCGUUGGAUCGCCUGAUUAUAUGGCUCCAGAGGUGUUGAGCGGUGAGGAAUACGACUUCACUGUUGACUACUGGAGUCUGGGGUGCAUGCUCUUCGAAGCUCUGACGGGCUACCCUCCUUUCGCUGGAGCGACUGUGGAUGAAACAUGGCAGAAUCUCAAAAAUUGGAAAGAUGUGUUGCGCAAGCCACAAUACGAAGAUCCGAACUACUAUCUCUCCCGACGUACUUGGGACUUUAUCACUCGACUUGUUGCUUCGAAGGAACAUCGGUUCAAGAACGUUACUGAAAUUCACAACCAUGACUAUUUCGCUGAAGUGAACUUCAACACCCUGAGAGAAGAGCAGAAGGCUCCGUUUGUUCCUGACCUUGACUCUGAAACGGAUGCUGGCUACUUCGACGACUUCGGAAACGAGGCUGACAUGGCUAAGUAUAAGGAGGUACAUGAUAAACAGAAGGCACUUGAGGAUAUGGCUGAUCGUGACGAAAAGAUGAACAAGAGCGUCUUCGUUGGGUUCACUUUUAGGUAUGGGAUCUUACUCUAG
Trichophyton benhamiae CBS 112371 is the source of this 1923-nucleotide messenger RNA. RefSeq lists its product as uncharacterized. Gene Ontology annotation, molecular function: protein serine/threonine kinase activity; ATP binding. Bases 1 to 1923 code for a protein of 640 amino acids. Gene Ontology annotation, cellular component: spindle pole body. The transcript has 2 exons. Gene Ontology annotation, biological process: intracellular signal transduction; peptidyl-serine phosphorylation. The record is from RefSeq and is a predicted model, not a curated record. Lineage: Eukaryota; Fungi; Ascomycota; Eurotiomycetes; Onygenales; Arthrodermataceae.